Molecule: messenger RNA, 513 nt
Organism: Rhizophagus irregularis DAOM 181602=DAOM 197198
Lineage: Eukaryota; Fungi; Glomeromycota; Glomeromycetes; Glomerales; Glomeraceae
Source: RefSeq, a predicted model, not a curated record
AUGUGACGUCCUUCAUCCAGCUUCUUUCGAUCUAAUAGUAUAUUGAAUUACUAUUUUUCAAAGACAUCAACACCAAAUUCCGCAUCAAUUUUGGACAAUUCAGAUAAUAUACUUCCAGAUGUUCCAAUCGGUCCACCUAAGAAUCAUUCAAAAAAUAGUCUUGGUGCCCCUCCGUCGCCCAUUUUACCUCCUGCAAAUCAAUCAGAUGAAGAUAAAGAUAUCGUUAAUCCACCUCCUUAUUCAAAAUUGGACAACAAUAACGAAAAGCCAAGUUCAGGUAAUUCUAAAAUGACAACUGAUGAAGAUGAUGAGUUAAUUAGAAGGUUUGAAGCUUUAAAGAAGAGAUAGUUAAAAUUAUUUAUAAUUAGUUUAUUGACUUGAUUUUAGCCUUGUACAAGUUAAUCUUUCUAUUAAUUAUCAUAAUUAUAGAUAUUAUUUAUAAAUUAUUUUACUUUAUAUUAGUUUUAUUUCUUAUUCGGAGAUAGAAAUAAUAAUGUAAAAUAUUUUUAAUAU